AUAAAGCUGUGACAUAGGGUGGAGGCGGUCGGGAGAAGCCUGGAGAAAUUCAGUUUCCAAACAUCACAGGAAGCCCCUCCCCCCUGUUUCCUUCUUUUCUUCCAGGCUGCGGAGCGUCCAGUUUGGGAAGCAGCCAGGGCAAUCAGUUGAUAGGAAGACCCACCCUAUCUGUGGAUGGAGUCUAGGGGUGUAGACACUCCCAAUCUUGUCUGCCUUAAAUAGGGUACUGCCUGAUCCAACUGUGCUCCUCUCUGCCUUCCUCGGUUUAGGGUGGUAGUGAGCCGACCUUCUUGUGGAGGAAGGCAAUGGGUCCCUGUUGGUCUUGGACCAGCAGCCUUCCACUCAUCUAGGGACACAUCACCUAAUCUCCCAGGCAAACACUGGCUGCACCAGCUUCGAUUUCUGGUCUUUCUGGACCUAGAAGACCCUGCCCCAGCCUGGACCCAGCACUGUAGCCAUGAUGGAAGAAGACAUAGGAGACAUAGGGCAAUGGCAACAUGUGUUCCAGGAGCUGAUGCAAGAGGUGAAACCCUGGCACAAAUGGACCCUCAUACCAGACAAGAACCUUCUUCCCAAUGUUCUGAAGCCAAGAUGGAUGCAAUACCAGCAAAAGACCUUUGCUAGGUUCCACUGUCCUUCCUGCUCUCGAAGUUGGGCGUCUGGCCGAGUCCUGGUAGUCUUCCACAUGCGGUGGUGUGAGAAGAAGGUCAAGGGGCGGGUGAAGAUGAGGGCCUUUGCUCAGAGAUGUAAUCGGUGCCCCGAGCCUCCAUUUGCAACUCCAGAGUUCACUUGGGACAACAUCUCUAGGAUCUUGAACAACCUGCUCUUCCAAAUUCUGAAGAAGUGCUAUAAAGAAGGGUUUAAGCAAAUGGGUGAGAUUCCUUUGCUAGGGGACACCAGUCUUGAAGGACCACAUGACAGCGGCAACUGUGAGGCCUGUCUCCUGGGCUUUUGUGCUCAGAAUGACUUAGGCCAAGCCUCAAAACCACCAGCACCCCCAUUAUCUCCUACCUCCUCGAAGUCUGCCAGGGAGCCCAAGGUCACUGCCACCUGUAGCAACAUUUCCUCCUCACAGCCCUCCUCUAAAGUGGAGAUGCUCCAAGUAUCAAAAGUGAACCCCCAAACCAGUAACCCUACCAAAAAUGACCCCAAGGUUAGCUGUACCUCAAAACCAUCAACUACUCCAAGACUGACAAUACAACAGCUGCCAGUAGUAAGCCCACCUGCCCCUAGAUGUGUCAUUCAAAUGCCUUCUCCCACUCUCAUCGACAGCAGCAGAGCAGCAGAUGUAGCAAAGAACACCAGAUCCAAGACCCCAAAGGCAUUGCUCUCAUCCCCUUUAUACGUCCCACCCACUUCCUCCUAUGUCCCACCCACUUCCUCCUAUGUCCCACCCACCUCCUCCUCAGUUAUUGUGCCUAUUUCCUCUUCAUGGAGACUACCAGAAAACACUACUUGCCAAGUAGAAAGAAGCAGUCAUAACCACCCGCAAAGCCAGUCUUCCUGCUGCGGGGCCUGCUGCGGGGGCUGUGGGGGCUGCUGUGAGAUCUUCAGGGCCUCAUGCUGUGAGGCCGCCUGUAAUUGCAUGUCACAGAGUCCACUGUGUUGCUUGGCCUUUCUAAUCUUGUUCUUAUUGCUGUGGUAUUUAUUAUAAAAUACAAUAUAUGAGCCUUGAAAACAAAAACCAAAAACUCUUGAGUGGGUAAACAAAAAAGAAUUACAACUUCCCAAAAAAGUCACACAUUGCGUAAUCCCCUUUAUGUGAAAGGUCAAUAAAAUCAGUAGAGUCCAGAGGUGGCUACCAGGACUGGAGCAAGGGGAAAGUAUAAAAAGCCACGGUUUAAGCAAUGUGACCUUUGUGGAGAAGAGCAAUGAAGAUAUUUGGGGAUUUGGUGGAAAUGGUAGCAGCCUCUCAUUAAAAGCAGCUGAGUUUUCCAUCUUCAGAUGGUUAGCCUCCUCAGGCUGGAGAGAUGGCUCAGCGGUUAAGAGCACCAGGUGCUGCUCCAGAA
Molecule: messenger RNA, 2009 nt
Organism: Mus caroli (Ryukyu mouse)
Lineage: Eukaryota; Metazoa; Chordata; Mammalia; Rodentia; Muridae
Source: RefSeq, a predicted model, not a curated record